Messenger RNA from Candida dubliniensis CD36, 2322 nucleotides. It is a transcript of the gene NUP85, whose product is annotated as Nup85p. Gene Ontology annotation, molecular function: structural constituent of nuclear pore. NCBI's taxonomy places the organism in Eukaryota, Fungi, Ascomycota, Pichiomycetes, Serinales, Debaryomycetaceae. Gene Ontology annotation, cellular component: nuclear pore outer ring. Bases 1 to 2322 code for a protein of 773 amino acids. Gene Ontology annotation, biological process: positive regulation of DNA-templated transcription; protein import into nucleus; mRNA export from nucleus. The record is from RefSeq and is a predicted model, not a curated record. The transcript has a single exon.
AUGCCUGAAUAUACCAAUUUCGAGAGCAAGUUUGAUGAUAUUGAUAUGCUUGAAAUACCUGACGAUGAUGAUGGAGAAAACAGCAACGAGAACUCAAUUUCAUCUGAGACAGAAGGGAUUUCUGAUUCCUCAGACUCUAGCAAAAACAGCUACGACCAAUCGAGUCCGGUCGCAAUAUUCAAAUCAGAUAAAGAAUAUAUUGACUUGUCAGACUGGUUAAAUACUCAAAAGACUUUAGAAUUUAAGUUUGAAGCCCAAAAGUAUAGAAAGGGAACAGAAAAAGCUAGACCAUUUGAUGAGAAAUAUAUUUCGUAUAUCAACAACAUCUUUAAAACCAUUGAAAAACUUACAGAGGACGAUAUCACCAGAUUUGAUUUGGAGGAAGAUGAUUCGCCUAUAGGCUUAGUCAUGGAUCUGACAGGAUCAAGGGCCAAACAUGUGCAGAAAUUUCAAAAGAUUGAUGAAGCAUUUAAGCAAAUAAUCGAUUAUUUGCAAAAUUUGGUAAAUUCUAUACUGAGGGAAGAACAGGAGUCCUAUGAUUUUCAAUGUUUACAACAUGUAUUGUAUAUUUUAGAAUGUUUUGAAGCCAACAAUUUCUAUUUUGAUAUCCAACAAAAGCCGGAAUUGAUUAUCAAGUGGGUAAAUACUUUUGAUCCUAAACCGGAUCCUGAGUUGUUGAAUGACGUUAUGGUGAACACGCCGCAGCCUUAUUUGCACCCUCAGUUUUGGAACACCUGUAUAUCUCAGCUUCUUACAAGAGGAUUGUUUACUCAGAUUCACGAAGUAAUUGAGCAUUCGCAGUAUCAUGAAUUAAAAGAAAAGUGUCCAGAGUUGCAUGCUGUAAUUGGAGACAUGGAUACUUUGUUAUCAAAUUACACUUCCUAUUCCUCAAAGGGACAAUUUACAGCAUGGAAGCUCUUGGCAUGUGAAUUUCGUGAUUCCUUGUCGUCAGUGAGAAAUGAGAGUAUCACCGAAACCAACUACAAAUUGAUUAUAGACCAGAUUUACGAUUUGGCAUGCAUUUUCACAGGAUUACCCAAGACAAUUUCUAGUUAUUGUGACACAUGGUAUGAAGUCUACUUGGCGUUAUCUUUAUAUCAAAUACGAGACAGCAAUGAAGUAUAUGUUGAUUACUUCAAAACAGCUGUAUCCGAAAAGCCCCCCUCAGAUAUAUUUCAUGACGAAAACGAAGAUAUAGACGGAUUAACUGAGGCAUGUUUUUUGAACAUUUUGGAGAACAACUAUUUGAAAGUUUUGGAAACUUUGCAUGAGUUGGACCCUCCAACAACGGCAUAUUUGGCUGAACUAAUGGAAUUGAGGUUGUUACUUAGAGGCUACUAUUUUGAUGUCACCGUAACAUCUUCAGCAAGUUUUGAAGAUUUACUUAAUAGGAGGACCGUAUCUGAGUACUUCUUAACUAGACAUGCCUACGAUUGUUUAAAUAUUCAUGAAUUGGUACCAGUUGGUAUUGGUCUUCUAUUGAAUAAUGUAGUAUGCACGUCCAACAACGCUACUUCUACUAACAGAAAAGUUAUCGCUGCGUUCUUACCCAACUAUAUCUGUAAUACUAAUGAUGAUCUUGAAUGGGCUUUGACUAUAUGCGCCAAUUUGAAUUUGGUAUCGACUGCUAGACAAUUGUACUAUCAGGCUGGUUUGAAGUCUUUGAAGGACGGCUAUAUUUAUGAAGCAUUGAACAAUUUUGUCAAUUGCUACGAUCCAACACUAUUGAGUGGUGAAAAUCACAGCGAAGGUAUGAAGAAAGUGCAUUAUAUUGUAUGGGACUUAAUAUUUUCUAAUUGUCUUGUUCGUAACCGUCCAAUUGACGAUGACCUAAUCAACAACAUUGUUGAUAAGAAAGUGAAUACCAAUAUCAAAAUGCAUCCUGUCAUUCAACAAUGUCUUGCUCCAUAUGCCGUAUUGAAAGAGUUUUAUGUGACAUUACCACAAAGGGACAUAAAGCUCUCUAGCAAACUUUCGAAAUUGAUUCAUCUAUUAAAAUUUAAUUACUUGCCCAAAAAAUUUGUUCCAUUGUUACUAGCACAGUUUAUUCCGUUUUUAAUUGAUCCAAAUACAACUUUCCAGUUGCCUGAUUUGGUUAUUAUUAUUGAGUUGCUUGACAACUACGAAAGUGAUAGAAAUGAGAAAGAACUUACAGAAGGUGCAGAUUUGUAUUUGUACUCAAUUAAUAAUAUUGGGUCAGGUGCUGAUGAAAACGACUGGCGAAAACUAUUAGGUAAAGACAACUUACCCAAAGACGUUGAUCUGUUUACAAGAAUGUUAAGAAAUCAGAUUGCAGCAAAGGUUGGUAAAGUGUUCAUAUAG